Molecule: messenger RNA, 1994 nt
Organism: Rubroshorea leprosula
Lineage: Eukaryota; Viridiplantae; Streptophyta; Magnoliopsida; Malvales; Dipterocarpaceae
Source: the annotation of a GenBank genome assembly
UAUUAUCUUUGUUGUAUUUGCUACUAAAGUUCUGCCAAAAGUUUAACAGAGCUAGUACGACCGGACUUCUGUUCAAAGUUUUGAAAUACAACUAAGUUUUAUGCUAUUAAGAUUAGAUAAUUUAAUGUUCUUUGGUGAUUUUGGUUUUAGUGAGGAGUUUGAUUGUCCACUCACCUUCUCUGAUUUAGAUUUAAGUCCUUUGAAAGAGGUUAGGUUUAAGAAUGAGAGUGACAUAGAGUGUGAGUUAGAGUUUAUUGAAGAUCCUGACUGCAUCCCACCUUCUACUCCAUGCAGUGAAAGCUAUGAAACGGAAGAGAUGUCAUCGAAGGAAACAUUGAGUGUUGAGGGGAGUGAGGAAGUUAGGAUGGUGGCGGAAGUUAGCAUAAGAACUGAGUCAUUUGGGUCGGAGAGAACAGUGGUAGAGGUGAGAGUUGAAGAGAUGGUUGAAGGAGAGGGAAUUCCUUUGAAUAUUUUGGAGGCUGAGGGUACAUGUGAAAGGUGUUAUGAUGUAGAGGUGGACAUUGUGUCUGAAGUUGUGGGGUAUGAAACGAAAUGGCUGAGUAGGGACAGCCUAAUACAUAUAGUUGAAACAUAUGACCUCCCCCAUCAAGUACUGAUUAGACUAGUUGGGGUAGAAGAGAGAGCGUGCUUAGCACUUCGAAAUCAUUGGAUGCCUUUGUAUGCACAUUAUUUGGCAGUAGGGUUGAGGUUUCCUAUUCUUGAACUCCUAGUUGGGCUGUUGUCGAAAUACAGCAUAGGGUUAACACAACUGGCCCCAAAUGCAAUGAACGUAGUCAUAGGUUUCUUAGUUUACUGUCGAGCUCGGGGGGUUAGAGUUCAUACUAUAAACAUGUUUAAGCCCUUCUUUGUCCUAAAGGGUGGGAGUACAAAGGAGAAAGAUAAGGAAGAGGACGUAGAGAAGUUGGUGAAAGAGUGGGAUGAUGUGGUAGACAUCAUGUAUCUCACCAACUCAGAUGCUAUGGAGGCGGUUGAGAUUUAUGGGGCAAACUCUUUGAGUGAAGAAAAGAUGGACAAGUUUCUUGCUACAGUUGGGGGGAUGGUUAUUCCGAAGAAGGCAAGGAAAAAGUUAAAGACUUCAAUCACAACAAUUGCUGCAAGUCAAAAGGGAGAAGUAGGUAGAGAAAAGGGACAACCUUCUAGUACUUCCGUUCGAGUUUCAGAUAUUAAAGGGCUAAGGCCGGAGCUCAAAUGGAAAGGAAGUGAGGAUGUUAGACCUGCUCAAAAGAGGAUGAGGCAAGGCAGCUUGUUCGAUACAAAGAGCAUGACAGCUACGAAGAGGUUUAUAAACUCAACCUUCCUUGAGGUGGAUCACUACCAAGCUCGGGAAAAGGUGUUGAGCGAUGGUGGGGUUGAGAUUGUGAAGCACGUUCUUAAGAAGUUUUUUGAAACCCUCAAGGAACGUAAUGUUUUGGUGAAAGAGAAGGAGGAAUUGGGGAAGAAGAAGGAUGAAGUGGAGAAAGAUCUGGCAGAGCUGAAAUGGGAGCACAAUAGUGAAUGUCGUACCAUCUCUCCUCCUAACUUCAACUUCAAGUUUGUUAUGGUUGAGGAAGAAACAGAAGUCAAAAGUGCCAAUGUGGGGGGUGUUGAAGUUAGAGAGAAUGAGCCAGAGGUCAGAAGUGCUGAAGUUAAUCAACAACCUUUACUCGAAGUGAACCAGCCACCUCCAAUAGACGAAGUGAACCAACCACCUCCAUCAGCACAAUAACAUGCUUUGUUUUUCUAAUUUCUUCUUUCUUGUGCUAAAUUGUAAAUAGUGUGUUUUGUUUUAAAUGUUUUUGUAACAUUUGUUGACAAUUUAUUUAUAUAUUUGAGAUUUUUUUUGCACAUUUAUGCAUUUUUGUUGUGUAUGCUUCAAGUUGAAAUUGAAAGGAAAUCACCUCGAACAUGAGGUGAAAUUCAUUAACAAGAUUCAAAUUCAAGAAACAAAUUGAGCUUGAAUGAAAGUUCCAAAGAAAUAAAUGAUAAGAAAUUGA